Chaetomium fimeti is the source of this 2615-nucleotide messenger RNA. RefSeq lists its product as uncharacterized. Gene Ontology annotation, molecular function: acetoacetate-CoA ligase activity. Gene Ontology annotation, biological process: lipid metabolic process. Bases 433 to 2502 code for a protein of 689 amino acids. NCBI's taxonomy places the organism in Eukaryota, Fungi, Ascomycota, Sordariomycetes, Sordariales, Chaetomiaceae. The transcript is spliced from 3 exons. The record is from RefSeq and is a predicted model, not a curated record.
AUGUGGGUCGUCUGUGAAAAUCCAGCGGGCCAGCCCGGCCGGUACCUGCAUGUUGGCGGAAAGCGAUGGAAGGGAUAAUGCGGCUUCCAGGAUGUGGCCAUUGUCGGCUUUGGGCAGAUUCGGGUCUUCAGAGCCUGCGGCUUCUCCCUUCAGCGGGUCAGGUCAAUUCCGACCGUUCCCGUCGGAAGUUGCUUGGGGAAGUCAGGGCCCGAAUUGGGCAGGAACCUCGGGCAAGAGUGACAGACGACGGGCAAGUAGUACUUCGUACCUUCCAUUUCCACUCAGAGAAACCCAACAACCUCGAGAUCUCCUUCUGUUUAUCUCGAAAAGAAAAAAAAAAGUCACCUCGCGGCAAAUCCACCUGUUCCUCCACACACGCACACACGCCUUCAAUAUAAUAGUCGCACUGCAUUCACUCGCAACUGCGGCAAGAUGACGGCCGCCGAGCUCUGGAGACAUGAACGCCCCGAGGGUACCCAGAUGUGGAGGUUUCUGGAGUACGUGAACUCCAAGUACAACCUGGAUCUCAAAGACUACCCACAACUGUACAAGUGGUCCGUCGACAAUGUAGCAGAUUUCUGGGGCGACGUUUGGCACUUUGCCGGCAUCAAGGCCUCUAAAACUUAUGAUCAGGUUUUGCCUUCCGAGGCCCCCAUGUUUCCCAGGCCCGAUUUCUUUGCUGGCGCCCGCCUCAACUUUGCAGAGAACCUUCUCUUCCCUGCCAAAGUUGAGAUUGAUGAGUCGGUCACAGCCGUCAUCACGGCCACCGAAGACGAGAGCCACCUCGUUGAAACCUCCUGGGCCGAGCUGAGGGACCAAGUCCGCCGCUGCUCCAAUGCUCUCCGCUCUAUCGGUGUCAAGGAGAAUAGUGUUGUCGCCGGCUUCGUCGCCAACCAUGUGCAAGCCUUGGUUGCUUUGCUGAGUGCUGCCACCGUCGGUGCUAUUUGGACGGGUAUUAGCCCGGACAAUGGUGUGAGCGCAGUGCUGGACCGCCUCACCCAAAUCCGACCACAGGUGCUCUUUACCGACAAUGCCACGCUAUACAACGGUAAGGAGUGGUCCGGCAAGGCGAAGACCCUCGACGUUGUCGAGGAAUUGAAGAAGCAUGGUCUCGAGCAGGUUGUUGUCAUCAAGGCGCUCGAGAACGUCGACGCUGGGCUUGACGCAAUCCGGGAAAAGGGGGUUCACGCCGAGGAGUUCAAUGUUUUCCUCGACUCACCACCAAACUCGCCACUAGAUUUCGCUCAGCUCCCCUCUUCCCAUCCCCUCUACGUCCUCUACUCCAGCGGUACGACCGGCCUCCCGAAGGCCAUCGUUCAUACCGCAGCCGGCACUCUACUUCAGCACAAGAAGGAGCAUUUCCUGCACUGCUCUCUCUCCCCGGCUUCCCGCAUGCUUUACUACACCACAACUUCAUGGAUGAUGCAUCACUGGAGCGUCUCUGCUCUCGCCUGCGGCUCCUCCCUCGUCCUGUACGCCGGCUCCCCGUUCAAACCACAUGGCUACUACUCCAUCCCCCGCCUCCUUUCCUCCCUCCGCGUAACCCACUUUGGCACCUCCGCCGCCUACCUCACCGCCCUCGAAGCAAACAACAUCCGUCCGGUCACCGACCCCUCUUUGGAUCUCUCGGCCCUCGAAGCCAUCUACUCGACCGCCUCCCCUCUCCCUCCCUCCACAUUCACCUUCGUAUACACCGCCUUUCCCCGCAACAUCAACCUCACCUCCAUAACCGGUGGCACGGAUAUCAUCUCCCUCUUUGGCGCGCCUUGCCCUCUCCUCCCCGUUCGUGCAGGCGAGAUCCAGUGCGCCGGCCUCGGCAUGGCCAUCAGCGUUGUCGACCCCGCCUCGCCGCCCGACUCCCCGCAGCCGGUCAACCCCUCUCCCGACGACGACACGCCCCCGCCGGGCGACCUGGUCUGCACGAAGCCCUUCCCCUGCCAGCCGCUCACUUUCUUCGGCGCGGACGGCGACGCCAAGUACCGUGCCGCCUACUUCGAGCGGUUUCCCGGCCUGUGGCACCAUGGCGACUUUGUGCGCAUCGACCCCGACACCGGCGGCUUGGUGAUGCUGGGUCGCAGUGACGGCGUGCUGAAGCCUGCCGGCGUCCGCUUCGGCAGCGCCGAGAUCUACAACGUGCUCACGCGCUUCUUCUCCGCCGACGUUGAGGAUGCCGUCUGUGUCGGGCGUCGCCGCGAGGCAGACCGCGACGAGACCGUGUGUUUGUUUGUAGUCAUGGCCGGCGGUCGGGUGUUUGAUGACGGGCUGCGGAAGAGGAUUGGCGAGGUUAUCAGGCGCGAGCUGAGCCCGCGCCACGUGCCGGGGGUGGUUGAAGAGGCGAAGGGAGGCGUGCCCAAGACGGGCAACGGGAAGAAGAUCGAGGUUGCUGUCAAGCAGAUCCUGUCGGGGAUGCAGGUCAGGACGAACGCGAGUGUGGCCAACCCGGAGGCGUUGGAUUGGUUCCGGGAGUGGGCGAGGAGGGCGGAGGAGGCCCUCCUUAACUAGGAGGGUAGGGAGGGGAGUGGGUGCGCAAUGAGGGGAGAGAUGCUGAACUACCAUGGUGAUAGAGGCGGUGCUUUGGUAGAGGUUAAUAGAUAAUAAUACGAUUGGCUUUACAG